UCUCUGUCUGUCUUGUCGAAAUUGAUAAACCCUAAUUCUGACUGACUCUCUCUCAGUGGCGAUACUAUAUCGAGAAAGAUGACGAAUCCUAACAAUAACAAGCUACAAGGACAAUCACUGCAAGCAUUCACCGAAGGAAUUGGCUUGGUUUUGAGCCGUUGGUCGGCGCUCCGAACCGCCGUUGAAAAUGAGUGGGCUGGCCGUGACACUAACCUCAAAGCUCAAACACUCGCCGCCAAUGUCCUUGCUUGGUUCACUCAAUCCAAAGAAACGCUUUAUAUUGAUGACCUUGAAAACUUACUCUUUCAAGGAGGGGUUUCUGUCAAUAUAGUCAUUGAAGAUGGCAGCGAUGAAGAGGUAGCCGAAGACCUAAUGAUUAUGUAUGGAGAAUGUUUAGAAGGUAAUUUCAGCUCUGUUGAGCGUCUCAGGGAAGCUAGUCGUAAUCCAGCUGCUUAUUCUGGUGUGCAAAAGAUUGUGAAUGGCAAUGGAGACGAAGAUGAUGAUUCUGAUGAAAACAUUGAGGACGAUAAUUCAGCAAACAUGGAUGUGGACAUUCCAAAAUCUGAAUCUAACUUGAAUUCAAUGAACAAGACAGUUAAUGGGUCUCAGCCGGAUAAUCCAGGUGAGGAUAAUUCAGGUGAAGGAGAUGAUGGAUGGUCUGUUGUCUCAAGGAGGAAAAAUAAGGGCAGAAAGAAAUAGAUGAAAUCAUUAUAUUAUUAAUUUUUAAGGAUGUGUAGUCCCCUGUUUUGUUGUUUAAACUAUUUCAAACCUUGAGUUGUGUAAUUGGGUUAUAUGCGGACUUUUUGUUUAUUUAUUUAAAGGAACACAUCCAUCCUAUAAGGUCUAUACUGAAA
This is a messenger RNA of Medicago truncatula (barrel medic), 854 nucleotides long. Its product is annotated as pre-rRNA-processing protein TSR2 homolog. NCBI's taxonomy places the organism in Eukaryota, Viridiplantae, Streptophyta, Magnoliopsida, Fabales, Fabaceae. The transcript has 4 exons. Bases 79 to 699 code for a protein of 206 amino acids. The record is from RefSeq and is a predicted model, not a curated record.